GUGGAAUUGCUUGGUUUAACAGACCAUCGGAAUUGAUCAAGGAAGAAGAAAACUGUCUCCCUCAGCCAGCUCAUGUUCAAGAUUUUUCAGCCCCACUUUAAGGGUACUGGGGUUUCAAUUCUGGAUGAAUUAAGUGACUGACAACUGCUAAAUACAACCUUUUCCAAGUUUUGGGUAAACAUGUUUGCCUUCCUUUGGGUCUGCAUGAGGUCCUUUCUUAAAAUGGUUAAUUUGUUGCUGAUACUGAUGAUGACGGUGGGAUUGGACAUUUUUUAUGGAGGACUUUUUGGUAGAAAUACUUUUCUGGUUUGUGCUUCUUCACCACGGUCAGUGGCCAGGAUGGAUGGAGACAUUAUUAUAGGAGCGCUCUUCUCUGUCCACCAUCAACCACCAGCUGAAAAAGUGCCUGAGAGGAAGUGUGGGGAGAUCAGGGAGCAAUAUGGCAUCCAAAGGGUGGAAGCCAUGUUUCAUACCCUGGAUCAGAUAAACAUGGACCAAAACUUAUUGCCUAACAUCACACUGGGAACAGAGAUCCGCGAUUCUUGUUGGCAUUCAUCAGUGGCCCUGGAACAAAGUAUUGAGUUUAUCAGAGAUUCUCUGAUAUCCAUGCGGGAUGAAAAAGAUGGAGCCGGCAAAUGUCUUGAUGCAACUCCCACUCCACAUGGACGAAUUAAAAAACCAAUUGCUGGUGUCAUUGGACCAGGGUCCAGCUCUGUGGCAAUUCAGGUCCAAAACUUGCUACAGCUUUUUGACAUUCCACAGAUUGCUUAUUCAGCUACAAGUAUUGAUCUAAGUGAUAAAACCUUAUAUAAAUACUUUUUGAGAGUUGUCCCAUCUGAUAUCCUUCAAGCUAGAGCUAUGCUGGAUAUAGUGAAAAGGUAUAACUGGACUUAUGUCUCAGCGGUUCAUACUGAAGGAAACUAUGGAGAAAGUGGUAUGGAGGCAUUUAAGGAGAUGGCUGCUCAAGAAGGCCUCUGCAUAGCACACACAGACAAGAUCUACAGCAAUGCUGGGGAGAGAAACUUUGAUCGCCUUCUUAAAAAGUUGCGUGAGAGAUUGCCCAAAGCCAGAGUGGUUAUUUGCUUUUGUGAGGGGAUGACAGUGAGAGGAAUUCUAAUGGCCAUGAGGCGCUUGGGAGUGGCUGGGGAAUUUCUGCUCAUUGGAAGUGAUGGUUGGGCUGACAGAGAUGAAGUAAUAGAAGGAUAUGAAGCAGAAGCCAACGGAGGAAUUACUAUGAAGCUGCAGUCGGCUGAAGUGAUGUCAUUUGACACUUAUUACCUAGGUCUGCGUUUGGAUACAAACUCCCGCAACCCAUGGUUUACUGAGUUUUGGCAGCAUCGGUUCCAAUGUCGUAUUCCAGGACAUCCACAAGAGAAUCGGAGUUUUAAGAAGAUAUGUAAAGGCAAUGAAACUUUAGAAGAAAAUUAUGUCCAGGAUAGUAAAAUGGGCUUUGUCAUUAACGCAAUCUAUGCAAUGGCUCAUGGUCUACAUGACAUGCAUUCAGCUCUCUGCCCAGGCCACGUUGGUCUAUGUGAUGCAAUGAAGCCUAUUGAUGGAAGCAAGCUCCUGGAAUUCCUUAUCAAGGCUUCAUUUCUUGGGAUUUCUGGUGAGGAUGUGUGGUUUGAUGAGAAAGGAGAUGCCCCUGGAAGGUAUGAUAUCAUGAACCUUCAACAGAUUGAGCCAAACCGCUAUGAUUAUGUGCAAAUAGGAGCUUGGCAUGAGGGAAUUCUGAGUAUGGAUGACUAUAGGAUACAAGCAAAUAAGAGUGGAAUUGUCAGAUCUGUGUGCAGUGAUCCUUGCUCAAAGGGGGAAAUCAAGGUUAUAAGGAAAGGUGAAGUGAGCUGCUGCUGGAUUUGCACCCCUUGCAAAGAAAAUGAAUUUGUUCAAGAUGAGUUUACAUGCAAGGCUUGUGAUCAAGGCGCGUGGCCCAAUCCUGGAUUGACAGGUUGUGAACCUAUUCCUGUCAAGUAUCUUCAAUGGAGUGACAUUGAAUCUAUUAUCGCAGUGGCUUUCUCCUGUCUUGGCAUCCUCAUAACAAUGUUUGUCACUUUGAUCUUCAUACUUUACAGAGACACGCCUGUGGUGAAAUCGUCAAGCCGUGAGCUCUGCUACAUUAUUCUUGCUGGCAUAUUUCUUGGCUACAUAUGUCCUUUCACAUUAAUAGCUAAACCCACCACCACUUCUUGCUAUCUACAGCGUCUUUUGGUCGGUCUUUCUUCAGCGAUGUGUUACUCUGCUCUUGUGACAAAAACCAAUCGAAUUGCUCGCAUUCUAGCAGGAAGUAAGAAGAAGAUUUGUACUCGAAAGCCUCGCUUUAUGAGUGCUUGUGCACAAGUGGUUAUCGCUUCCAUAUUGAUAAGUCUGCAACUUUCACUGGUGGUUUCUUUAAUUAUCAUGGAACCCCCUAUGCCUAUUCUCUCCUAUCCAAGCAUCAAAGAAGUUUAUUUGAUCUGUAACACAAGCAAUUUGGGUGUAGUGGCUCCUUUAGGCUACAAUGGACUACUUAUUAUGAGCUGCACCUAUUAUGCUUUCAAGACACGUAAUGUUCCAGCAAAUUUUAAUGAAGCUAAAUACAUUGCUUUUACCAUGUACACUACAUGCAUCAUCUGGCUGGCCUUUGUACCAAUCUAUUUUGGGAGCAAUUACAAGAUCAUCACCACCUCUUUUGCGGUCAGUCUUAGUGUAACAGUUGCCUUGGGAUGCAUGUUCACGCCUAAGAUGUAUAUUAUCAUAGCCAAACCUGAAAGGAACGUUCGCAGUGCUUUCACUACCUCCGAUGUUGUGCGUAUGCAUGUUGGGGAUGGAAAAACACCCUGCAGAUCAAAUACGUUUCUAAGUAUCUUUAGAAGAAAGAAGCCUAGCACUGGAAACACAAAUUCUAAUGGAAAGUCUGUGUCAUGGUCUGAACCAGGUGGAAGACAAGUACAGAAGGGGCAACACAUGUGGCACAGACUAUCGGUGCAUGUGAAGAGCAAGGAAACAGGAUCAAAUCAGACAGCUGUGAUCAAGCCCCUAACCAAAGGAUACCAGGCCCAGAACAAGAGUCUCACAUUUUCAGAUACUAGCACUAACACACUGUACAAUGUGGAAGAGGAGGAUGAAAAUGAGACAGGGAGAUUCAAUGCAAUGAUGAGCAGCCCUACAAGUAUAAUUCACAGGCGAUUAAAUUCAACUCCUCCUCCUUCUCAAGAAUUUGAUGAGGGGUCAAUGUACUUAUCAGAGCAAGUCUCUAAAAGUCUGCCUUUACAAAAAUCUAUCAUUGACCAGCUUCAUGGUGUGAUAGACAGAUUCUCAACUGGCAUUCCAGACCUCAACUCUGUUGUGCCUAUGCCAGGUACAGAAAAUGGAGUUGGGUCAACACUUUCAUCAAAGCAUCCACAGCAGCAAGUGCUUCCAUUUCAAACGGCGACUUUUAAUGAAGGUAUGGAUUUGCCUGCGGUGGAUUGUGAAAAGCUAAAUCUAAUUCACAAUUACAUAUAUGAUAGCACAGAUAUGCCUGAUGAGGAACUUGUUUCAAAUAAAUUGAUUUUGGAGGAUUCACCUGCUUUAACACCGCCCUCACCUUUUCGGGAUUCAGUAGCUUCGGGGAGCUCUCUGCAGAGUUCACCAGUCUCGGAAUCUGUCCUUUGCACUCCCCCUAGUGUUACAUAUGCUUCAGUUAUGUUGAGGGACUACAAGCAAGUCUCAUCGACUUUGUAGAUAAACAUAUUCUUCUGCAACUACAAUAUGAAGCACCAGAGGGCUUGCCUGAUGGCUAUAUGAAGAACAAAAAUCAUAUGUAAUAUAAAUAACUUAAAAAGCAAAUAACAACUGUCAUGCACUAAGGUGAUAUUCUGUAUACGAGGGCUUCAUAUUUGUUUUCACAUCAGUUUUUAUUUACUGUGUAACACAUUACAGUUACAUGCAGUACUUUAACAAGUGCACUGUAACAUCUGUAAUAUCUGAAUAUGACAACACUGUUGUAAAUAAUCACAUAACUACAUGGGACACAAUGGUCGCAAGAUCACCUGCCUACUGAAUGCUAUAAGAGCUGAGGACCAUAUUGUAAUGUAAAUAGUAUAUUUGGGGCUAUAUAUUUGGUUAGAGAGUAAGUCAGUAUUAGGGUAACUAACAAAAAAUAAUUUCGAAAAAUUGUUAAAUUAGGAUUUUUAAACAUUUUUAUUAUCUAUUUGUUUUUAAAAUAUUUGUUUUGUGUAUUAAACAAUGUGUUAUGUUGUUUGCUGCUAGUAGUAGCAACAAAUUGCAGCAUGUGUCAUAUCCCUGAAGAAUUCCUUCCCAAUGUGACUGGACAACAUUUUGCAGCUUGUCCUAACAUCUGAUAAUAUUUUGGAGCCUCACUCAGUGGGACCUAGAAAUCACUUCUUCAGCUUAUUCUAGUGAUUAAAUCAUGUGUAAGCCAAUGUUUCAGUCAUUUACACAUCUAUACCCAUUAUAAAGGCAUUUUAAAAUCCCUGCUGGCAAUCACAUUUUGCCUGCCUCACAUCUAUGCCUUUGGUAUAGAGGCAGGGCAGAGAAUUCCUUUUCCUUUCCAUUCAGCACUUCCUAGAUGUAACUGCACUCCUCAUAUUUCCC
Xenopus tropicalis (tropical clawed frog) is the source of this 4572-nucleotide messenger RNA. RefSeq names its product glutamate receptor, metabotropic 1 (gene grm1). The coding region runs from base 181 to 3699 and encodes 1172 amino acids. Gene Ontology annotation, biological process: adenylate cyclase-inhibiting G protein-coupled glutamate receptor signaling pathway; synaptic signaling; regulation of postsynaptic membrane potential. The transcript is spliced from 9 exons. NCBI's taxonomy places the organism in Eukaryota, Metazoa, Chordata, Amphibia, Anura, Pipidae. Gene Ontology annotation, molecular function: glutamate receptor activity; G protein-coupled receptor activity. Gene Ontology annotation, cellular component: dendrite; membrane; postsynaptic membrane. The record is from RefSeq and is a predicted model, not a curated record.